AAUGGAGGGAUGGAACAGGGCAUAGCGGUGAGGUGGGAGAAACUCAGAGUAGAUAGUUGUGGCCAGUUGAGAAGAGAAUAUACCAGCCUGGCACAUCAGCUGAAAAGAGUUAAACUUUCUCUUAAUAGUGCAGGGUAUUCAAAGAACACCUUAGGAAGAACACAUCCCAUGAAAGACAAAGCUGAUCACAAGCACAGGCCUGCUGAUAUAUUUGACUUUCCUGAUAAUUCUGACAUCUCAAGUAUUGGCAGUCUUGGUGAAAAUGAGAAAGAUGAAGAACCUUAUGAAACCUUUGAUCCUCCGUUACACAGCACUGCUAUAUAUGCUGAUGAAGCAGAAUUCUCCAAACACUGUGGAUCAUCCGUGCCUUCAACUCCUCAAGGAAAAGAGGGAAAGAAAAGCUCGAACACUUCUGAAAAUGAAGCAAGUGAAACUGAAUCUGUAAAAAAUAGUGUAAAAAAGCCAAGAAGACCCAAGCCCAUUAGUGAGUCUGAAAGCAGUGAAGAAGACGAUGUAAGAAGAAAAGUUAAGUCAGCAGAGAGAGUAAGUAUACAGCCACAUGCCCCUGUUCCAACUGUGGCCUCUUCAGGACAUGCAGAGAAGCCAGCUGAAUCAGUCCCUCAAGGGCCAGGAUCCCUCAGAGACCAGGCUGCUGUUGAAAAAGAGAGUCACGCAACACAGAGUCAACCGAAAACUCAGAAAAAAGGGAAAAUAUCUCCUGGAAAAAGGAAGAAAUCAAGAAGAGAAGCCACAGGUACAAAGUACUCAGAUAUUUCUGAAAGUAUGCAUAUUUGGUGUCUAGAAGGGAGAAAGACCAGUGACAUCAUGGAGUUGGAUAUUGUUUUGUCUACAUUUGAGAAAACCCUUGUGGAAUAUAGACAAAGAGUAGAAUCUAAAAUUUGUAAAGAAGCCAUCAACAAAUUUUAUUUUAAUAUUAAAGAAGAACUCAUCAGAAUGCUUAAAGAAGACCAGAUGUUGAAAAAUCUGAAAAGGAAGAAUGCUAAGAUGACUUCUGAUACUGAUAGGAAAAGGCAGCGUCUGAUUGAAGUCCAGGAUGAACUUCUUCGGUUAGAACCACAGCUAACACAACUACAAACAAAAUAUGAUGAACUUAAGGAGAGAAAGUCAUCCCUUAGGAACACAGUGUAUUUCUUAUCAAAUUUAAAACAGCUUUAUCACGAUUAUUCAGUUGUUCAAGAGAAAGAACCAAACAUAAAGGAAACGUAUGAUUCAUCCAGCCUUCCAGCUCUGUUAUUUAAAGCAAGAACACUUUUGGGAGCUGAAAACCAUCUGCAAAAUAUCAACCAUCAAUUAGGAAAGCUCCUUGGCCAGGAAUGAGAAGACCAGUUUACAAAAAUUACCUACAUAACCCAUCUCAUGCUACUGUCUUUUACCCUCUCAAACUCUUUAAUUUUUUAAAAGUAUGACUUAAUCACUAGAAUAAAUAAAACAAGUUUGUCUUCUGAUUAAUGUCUUAAUAAAUUUUAAAAUGUUGAUACCUUAUCUUAAUCAGCCCCAGACAUAUGAGUUUUAAUCUAUAAAUAAACUUUUAAAAUUGUCAUUAUGAACA
Sciurus carolinensis (gray squirrel) is the source of this 1570-nucleotide messenger RNA. It is a transcript of the gene Cenpu, whose product is annotated as centromere protein U. The coding region runs from base 10 to 1338 and encodes 442 amino acids. NCBI's taxonomy places the organism in Eukaryota, Metazoa, Chordata, Mammalia, Rodentia, Sciuridae. Gene Ontology annotation, cellular component: nucleus. The transcript has 13 exons. The record is from RefSeq and is a predicted model, not a curated record.